CGUAGGCUCAGCGGCACGUGCCGCACGGACCAGCCGCCACGGAACACGUGCGUGCCUCCGCGGCCGCUAGUGCGCGCUCACCCUAACCCGUCAAGUCAUGGACGCCCUCUCCGAUGACGAUGAAUAUAACAUGUGCCGAGAUCGGCAGAUCAGUACGUUAGUUGCGGCCAGGAGCGGAGCGGACGCGUCGGCGGGUGGAGCGGCGGUACAACGAGUGGGCGCCGCUGUCGCGUGUGCGGUUGAGCGUUUCGUGGCCGUCGGAGAAACCAUCGCGGACGACAAUCCCGACGUACGACACAGCAUGGUGCUCGCGUGUAAAGAAGCAAGGGCUGCAGGUCGUUCAAUAGAGAGGGUGUGCGCGGGGACUGAUGGAGCCGGCAUGGUGACGGCAGCUCGAGGUCUACUAGGCGCCGUGACUCGCGUGCUGCUUCUGGCAGACAUGGUUGUGGUACGACAGUUGCUGCUGGCGAAGGAUAAGGUUGCACGUUCGCUAGAUCGCCUGGAGUCGGUCUCGAACUUUGCUGAGUUUGUUCGCGCUUUCACCGAGUUUGGUGGCAGUAUGGUGGAGUUAGCGAGGCUGACUGCGGAGCGGAGAGCGGACCUCAGAGACGAGAGAAGAAGAGCUCAAGUAGCGGCGGCGAGAAAUGUUCUUGAAAGAUCUACUCUCAUGCUUCUUACCUCGUCCAAGACAUGCAUGAGGCACCCUGGGAGCGCGUCAGCCCGUGAGAAUCGGGACACGGUCUUCUGUCAGAUGAGACGAGCUAUGGAUCUAAUACACUAUGUGGUGCGAGAUGGAUUGCCGGGCCACGACGACCAGACACACGAGGCAGCUCAAUGGGAAACAGGAACGGCGCUUGGUGCUUUGCGGGGAUUAGCGACUCAGGUACGGACGGCGAGAUCCCGGGGAGGUGCUGACGCGGCGAGAAGAAGAGCCCUAGCUGCGACGCUGAGAGCUCUAGUCGAACGCACACAUGACUUCACCGACUCUGCCUAUACCUCACACGAACAUCGACAAAGAAUACUAGCUUUAGCGGAAAGGAUAGCCUACGAACUCGAACGAUUGGUGUCCGUCGCUGUUUCCUUAGAGGAACAAGGGAGUAGUGGUACAUUAGCUGCAUUAGAAAGUUCAUGUGCGGGAGCUAUAAGUGCCGCGUCGGAACUAGAACGAGCUCUUGUGGUAGCUGCGAGAGAUCAAGCCAAGGACUUGGCACCGUUAGCAGAACAAGCAAGAAAAUUGGCCUCUGACCUUUCACACUUAGGUAACCUACGUCGAAAAAUAGCUAGUUCCUGUGGUGAGAGAGAAUCAGAGAGACUGCAUAAUAUAGCCAGCCAGCUUCACGAGCAAUUAGAUCAUAUAAUAGAGGUAUGCAAAUUACUUAGGCAUAUAGCAAUGUCGGAAACAUUACAAGUUAGUGCUAAGUUUUCUGAAAUCAAUUUGAGGAUAUACGGUCCUCAAGUUGUGACGGCUGCGAGAACACUAGCAGCUCACCCCGGGAGUGCUGCGGCCCGAGAGAAUCUUGACGUGUUUGUGGACAUGUGGGCGUGGCUCCUUUCCGACGCUGCUCGACUUGCUAAGGAACUGUUAAAUAUAACAGAUGACAAACCAGACAAGCAGCAGUAUAGUAGUUUACCGAGACCUGGUAAACAUGGCACAACUAGUAAACCUCUUAAAGCGGUUCGCUUAGAUUCUGACGAACAAGCAAAAAUAGCGAAAUCUGGAUUAGAAAUGAAAAUGAUGUCAUCUGAAAUGGACGCCGAAACAGAUAAGUGGCAAGGAGCUGACGAGAACAACGACAUUGUAAAGAGAGCAAAAAAUAUGUCUUCCAUGGCAUUCGCUAUGUAUCAAUUUACAAAAGGCGAGGGCCGACUGAACACAACACAAGACCUCUUCACGCAAGCAGAAUAUUUUGCGGAGGAAGCAAAUAGACUAUACAAAAUUGUUAGACAAUUCUCAUAUCAGGUGCCUGCAGGGACCGCAAAAAAAGAAUUGUUAGAACACUUGGAUAAAGUACCAACUUAUGUACAACAGUUGCAAUUUACCGUAAAAGAGCCUACAGUAGGACGUGCAGCGACAUUUAGUAAAGUAGACAAUGUUAUUCAGGAAACCAAGCAUCUUAUGAACGUCAUAAGCAAAGUGGUGACCACUUGUUUUGACUGCGCCAAUAAGUACAAAUUGGACUUCACUGGACUGUCAGCGGGAGGAGCGGGAGCAAGUAGGGGGACAAGAGACGAGGAGUCCGGUGGUGGAGGUGGCACAGACGCCAAGCCGGGGGGGAGCACAUCCGACACGGCCAUGUGACAGUACGGCAUGGGCCGGCGCGGCAGAGGCGACGCGCGCCGGACCAGGGUCAGCUUCCUCUUGUUUUAAGCACUUAAACGUCUUAAAACAAUCGUCGCCAGUGUUCGGUUGAGCAAACGCUUGGUUAAGAACUAAACAACUCUGAAUUUUUUAGUCUAUGACAGAAAAAUUGCCUAAAUUAUAGAUAUGCUUAUAAACUGAUUCAGUUUUAAACUAUGCAUCAUCUUCUAAUUGAUCUUCAGUCUUUUCUCUUGUUUAAUCCAAUUAAAUAUUUCUAAUAGAUCAUAAUAGUGUGAGGUGAUGUCUAUUUUCUAAAUUUUUGCAAAAUUUUUUGAACGGCAGCAAAAUGCUAUUCAUAAAAUAAGACGAUUUAUAAAAUAUAUCUAAAUUCAGAGUUGUACGAGUUAAAUCAAUGCUUUGCUGUAAUUAUUAUAUUCACGAAGUGGUACUUGUAUUAAGUAACUGCCAACUCCCAAUCCUAACCCAAUUGGAGCAACUUUUUGAAUAUAAUAUCAACCGAAUCGAAACUGAUAAUGUGUUAAAUAAUCGCAAUCUUAAUUUGCAAUUAUUCAACGGAUUACAGGUAAUUUUAAAGACUAAGGGAUAGUACGAUAAAUAUUAGUAUGACCACACGCGACACACAAAAACGUUCAUAAAUAGUUAGUUUUUUAUAGAGAUUAUAAUUGUUGUCACUAUAAUAAGUAGAUUUUAAUGCGAGAACGCAUUUGGCUGUGGAACUAAAGUACGUAGAUACAUUAAAGUUAUUAAUAGUGAUUACUUUAACGGAAAGGAAGGACAUCUGAUUUUUUUGUAUAUAGGAAUGCCACAGCAAUUAUUCAUAGAAUCUAAUACAUAUUUACGAAUUAGUCACAGUGAGCACAUUGUGACCAAGUUGAAAUAAAGAGUGAAAUCGUACAAUAAAUACUUGUUACACUAGAAAAUUGUUAACACCAUGUUACUCAUAUGUAAGUUACAUAUAACUACGCCUAUUUUUAAGUUUCCCUUUCUAUUUUUAAAAUAUGUUAUUCGACAACCUGUAAAGAGGUAACAUUAGCUAAGGAUUUAAGAAUUUCAAAUCAAUAUUUCUGUCGUUUAUAAUAAAAUCAGAGUUUCUCUCUCGACCAUUUCGUCCUUCAAGACUAAAUGAGUCGUUUAAAUUUUUCUGUUAACACACUGGUGCUGACACACACACCUUUGUGUUUUAACGACUAUCUAAGUGGUGCCUUGUUUACUCAAGUGUUGUUUACAAAAAAAUCGAGGCACUUGUAUUGUUGUUGUUUAUAUUUGAUACUAGGCUUCUAUUUGCGACCAACGUGAUUAAAUCAUUUAAAAUAAAAAUAUCAGACAAAUCAAAACAGAGAGAGGCGGAUAUUACGCCGUAGCUAGUGAAAUUAUUGGGCAAAUGAGACUUAACAUCUUAUGUCUCAAGGUGACGAGCGGAAUUAGUAAGUACUGCCUUUCAGAAUUUUUGGGUUUUUCAAGAAUCCUGUGCGGCACUGCAUUGUACUUAAUGGGCAAGGCUUAUCAAUUUCCAUCAGCUGAAUCUCCUGCUCGUUUAGUCCCUUAUUUACAUAAAAAAAUUAAUUCAGUAUGUAAAUCUUAUUAAAAAAAUAUAUUAAUUUAAACCAAAAAGCAAAACCGUCAAGAACAUUUAAAUAACAGCUAAUGUUUCCUCUUAAGUAUAUAUUAUACUUUAGAUAGAUAAUUCCUAUCCCAAAUUCCAAUAUUUACUUGCACCUUCUCUGUUGUCCUGUAGAACUGCACUCAUUCUUGUAUUGCACGUACGCUUUUAAUAUUAUUUUGCAGAUUGUACAUCGAAUAUAUACACUGCAUCGGUUACUACAUCUCUACACUGUCAAUACCAUCGUUGUUCGUUACUAUAAAUAAUUUCACUUGUUUCUGACAAAUUUAUACCAACGAAAAGCAGACAUUCAUACUGCAUGAUUGUGAAUCGGACGAUAUAGAUGUGUGUUGCAUGUGUGUACGUGUCAAUGUAUUAAAUGUCGUACUUCAUAGUCUUGACGAACGAUGUUUAGUGUUAAGAUGGUGGAACUUGACUCUGGUGCUACGGAAGGCCCCGCGUUGCCCCUGAAAAAGCGAGUGUUAUAUAGACUAUAGACAGAGCGACGCUUGUUAUACCACUGACAGGUUUGUCUGCAUGUUCAUUGCUAAUGUAUCACUGUACUGCUAUCUUGAUUUUGCUCUCGUAAACUGGCGUUAAAUACAUAAAAAAUAAGCGGGACUCGAACCCGUGACCUCACGGGUUCCUUUUGAGCGCUCUUACCUACUAAGCCAACCGUCCAAGUGACGCAUCGACGGAAAUUUUCAUAUGUCUUGUUCAACUCUCAGGUUGUGGAUCUACUUUACAGUUGAUAACCUGCUCAACCCCAAUAUUUGCACAAUAGGAAAUUGACUUGAGAUGAUGCUCUUUCAAAUCUAUACAAAUGCGUACUCAAAUAGUUGGCUCAGUCGGAACCCGAGAGGCCGCGGGUUUGAGUACCGCAUCGUUCAUCAAAUUUGGUUACAAAUUUAAUUUAUUGAAAUAAUGUAUUGUGUAACUUUAACAAGUCGUUGUGGUGGGUCAAAUGUUUCCGUAAAAAAGUCUGUGAGAUGAAAUCUUGAUAGCACUGAAUAUUGCUAAGAAAUGCUGACAUGCUAUUGCUCGCCUCAUCUCUUGUUCAAGCAAAUUAUGGCAAUAAGAAACAUAUCAUAGAUUAUAAAAUACUGCUAUUAACGUUAUUUAGUUAGUAAGACAAUAAAGGACCUAGGCUCGAUUUGAACUCAUUGCAUCUUAUGCUUACAUAGGUAACACCGGACAGAUGAUUAAGCUAAUCCCUAACUAGGAACAACUUUAAUAUUAAUGUUUAAAGUUAAUAACAACAAAACUUGCCUAAUUAGAAUGAUAAUAAAUUUUUGAUGAUCAAAUAAAUUUUUAAUAAUUUGAGCUUUCUUUCUUGCCGAGCAAUUUAAAUAUUAUAAUUUAUAAGUCAUUAAAGGAGAGCAUCUUGUAGGCUUACCCUUAUUGUUUGUCACAAUUUUUGGUACUUUUGUAAAACGCAGGUCCAUUAGUUAAAGUAUUAUUGAUCUUAUAAUCGUCUGGAUAGACUGUGCCCGU
Molecule: messenger RNA, 5414 nt
Organism: Leptidea sinapis
Lineage: Eukaryota; Metazoa; Arthropoda; Insecta; Lepidoptera; Pieridae
Gene: alpha-Catr
Product: alpha-catulin
Exons: 13
Coding region: 98-2299 (733 amino acids)
Biological process (GO): cell adhesion; Rho protein signal transduction
Molecular function (GO): actin filament binding; cadherin binding
Source: RefSeq, a predicted model, not a curated record